Vombatus ursinus (common wombat) is the source of this 528-nucleotide messenger RNA. RefSeq names its product olfactory receptor 5AS1-like. The record is from RefSeq and is a predicted model, not a curated record. Gene Ontology annotation, cellular component: membrane. Gene Ontology annotation, biological process: G protein-coupled receptor signaling pathway; sensory perception of smell. The transcript has a single exon. Lineage: Eukaryota; Metazoa; Chordata; Mammalia; Diprotodontia; Vombatidae. Gene Ontology annotation, molecular function: odorant binding; olfactory receptor activity; G protein-coupled receptor activity. The annotation marks the transcript as partial.
AUGCCUGAGAGGAAUUAUACUGUACCAACUGAGUUUAUUUUAAUCGGCCUCACAAAUGAUCUACCACUCCGAAUCAUGCUCUUCCUUUUGUUUUUGGUCAUCUACAUUUUGACCUUGGUGGGAAACAUUGGUUUGAUAGUCCUGGUCAAUAUUGAUUCUAAUCUUCAAACUCCCAUGUAUUAUUUUCUCAUUAAUCUCUCCUUUCUAGACAUCAGCUACUCCACAGCCAUCACCCCCAAUAUGCUAGCAAACUUCUUAUCUUCUAAGAAGAGCAUUUCCCUGUAUGGCUGUGCCCUUCAAAUGUACCUGUUUGCUUGCAUUGGUGAUGCAGAAUGCCUCAUUCUAGCUGCAAUGGCCUUUGACCGCUAUGCAGCUAUCUGCAAACCAUUGACAUAUUCAACACUUAUGUCUAGGAAAGUGUGUUUUUCUUUAAUUUUAUUGGCUUAUUUGAGUGGAGGCAUGAUGUCAGUUGUUCAUGUAUAUCUGACCUUCAGGUUGCCAUUCUGCAGAUCCAAUGUCAUCAAUCAC